GAUCCGAAGCUGUGGACUUGUCUCAUGCUACAAUACAUUUAUUACAACAGCAAAUUUUGUUAGUUCAACAAAUUGUAAGAGGCCAACAGAUAACCAAUAAAUUAUUAACAAAAUUAAUCAUGAGCAAUGGAGAAUCUAAACCCCAAUCAACAAUCAGACAAACAUGUUCUGAACAUUUCAUUCUACCUGCUAAAUCUGUAGCUGAAGUAUGUGAUAUCGAAGAAAAAUUGCAAUUGUCUGCUUCACGACAACUAAUGAUCAGUAGAUUACAGCAAUGUGGGGGAAGAUCGCAGAAUGACACUACUACAUUGAUACUAAGAACAUUAUUAACAGACCAUUGCGCAUCUAACUACAACUUAGAAGGUCGAAACUCUGGAAAACAUGCUUUCAAAGAUUUGAUAAUGUUUAGUAUUGUACUUGAUGUAACUAUUAUGAAACAUCCUACAGGAUCCGAAGAUGUGGUUAGAUGCAGAAUAAAAAACUGGUUACGCUUAGCACCAACCCGGGACAAAUAUAAAAAUAAUAAAUAAUAAUAUUAAGUGGUAUUGUGGUUGGUAGGUAGAGUAUAUAGUAUUAUAGUGUAUUUUAAUUUAUAACGGUUUUUUUUUAAUUUGACUA
Messenger RNA from Acyrthosiphon pisum (pea aphid), 618 nucleotides. RefSeq lists its product as uncharacterized. NCBI's taxonomy places the organism in Eukaryota, Metazoa, Arthropoda, Insecta, Hemiptera, Aphididae. The coding region runs from base 120 to 530 and encodes 136 amino acids. The record is from RefSeq and is a predicted model, not a curated record. The transcript has 3 exons.